AACAAACAAACAAACAAACAAACACGUAACUUUAUCUCCUUGAUAAAUUAUAAGCGGUGUCAAACUUUAAAAACGGAAACCUCCAGUAAUAAACCGCCUCACACUUCCGGUCAACACUAUAAAAACAAUACAGCGCGCAUCUUUUCGUAUAUACGGUAACUAUGGUAACCUUGUUAUUAGAGUCGCGUGCCGUUCGGAACGCUGUAAAUGUGCAGGUGUUGCGCCUCCACCGGUACGUGAUUGGUUACCUGGCAACCAGAGAUGACCGGAAGAGAUGAUCCUAAAGCAGAGCAGAACUCGGACAGAAGCAGCGCGGCUUUCUUCACUAAGGAAUAUCGCCAUUCUCCUCCAUUUCCUUGCUUUGUUGAAAGCCGUGUAGUUUUUCUCCAUGUCUGCAAGGCCAUGUGUUAACGCCCCCCUGGUGUUCCGGCUCCACGAGAACGCUCCAGACGUGGUGCGUGAGGUGCUGCUGGAGCGCGGCUGGGAGGAAUUCGACCCUCAGGAGCAGGAGGAAGGAGACUGGAACCUGUACUGGCGCAGCUCGGCUUUCCGCAGCUCAGACUAUGAGAAUAUCUUGCCCUGGCAGAGGCUGAAUCAUCACCCUAAAACAGCCACUCUCUCACGCAAAGACUGCCUGGCACGCAACCUGAGAAGAAUGAGAGGCGCGUACGGUCCCGCGCUUUAUGACUUCAGUCCCCUGGCUUUCAUCCUGCCGAACGAUUACACCAGGUUUCUGGAGGAGUACGCAAAAAACAAAGGAAAGUGUGUGUACUGGAUCUGUAAACCGGUGGAUCUCUCACGGGGGAGGGGCAUCUUUAUCUUCGAGGAUAUCAAACACUUGACUUAUGACUCGACAGUGAUCGUACAGAAAUAUAUAAGCGACCCGUUUCUGAUCUCGGGCUAUAAAUUUGACCUGCGCGUCUACGUGUGUGUGACGAGUUUCCGUCCCCUUACCAUCUACAUGCACCAGGAGGGCUUGGUGCGCUUCGCCACUGAGAAAUACGACCUAGCGUCUCUAGAUAACCUGUUCGCUCACCUCACAAACACAAGCAUCAACAAAUUCAGUUUAUUCUACACUAUGGCUAAAGAGCGCGUCGGUCAGGGGUGUAAGUGGACGAUGAGUAGAUUCCGCACCUUCCUUCAGAGCCAAGAGGUCAAUCAGGAUCAUCUCUGGCAAAAGAUCAGCAACAUAGUGACGCUGACUCUGCUCACCGUUGCUCCAUCCGUUCCUUCCUGUUCUAACUGCGUGGAGCUGUUCGGCCUCGACAUCCUCAUCGAUUCCAACUUCAGGCCUUGGCUUUUAGAGGUCAAUUACAGUCCGGCACUCUCUUUGGACUGUCCAGUUGAUAUAAAGGUCAAAAAAGGUCUGAUAAAUGAUCUCAUUGACUUGAUGGACUACAGGAAGGUUGACAGGCUGAGGCGAAAAUGCUGCUUGCACACCAUGUGUUUAGUGCCACAAGUACUUCUCAUAACGAAACCUGUGUAUGAAUAUAAACACCAUUCAAACCCUGAAAAGGCAUGUUUGGAUUUAUCUCCAAAUCAAAGAACCAAAGACUCCAAAAGAACGUUUGAAACGUCUCGUCAUUGGUCUCAAAUCAAAAUCGCUGAUUCAGACGACUGGGAACCGGUCUCACCUCCGAGCCUGGGGCAAUAUCCUAGACGUUCUUCGUCUAAGGCAUGCACACUACCUAAUAUUCACCCCCAUAAAUCCUCACAAAAGCACCCAGGCUUCUCACGGGACCAUAGAACGCAUGACAGGACUGUACCAUGUCAUCGUGUUGGGGAUUUCAUCCUGACGUUUCCUUUCAACGAGGUCACACGGAAAGCAUCACAGAACUCUCUCGACGUCAGGACGAUAGUGCACGAGGUGCACAAGCUCAUGAGUCAGAUAACGUCCUCGCACGUCCCCAGAGAGACGAGGAAGAGGAGAGACGCUGUUCUCAGCGACUACUGCUCAUCAAACUGAGCGUGUCCAAACUUUCCAAGAACAUAUUUGAUUCAAGAUUAUGACUAUAUGAUCUCUGCACGGAAACCGGAGCACUGUAAGGCUGAGAAUGUCCUUGAGAAAAGCUGAAUACUGAAUCAGUCAGAGGUUUGGGUCACACUCUCAUGAAUAAUAAGCCAUGUGCUGCAACGUGAGUCUCAUCAUGUUGUGACCAUGACGUGAAAUUUAUACAGUAUUUAUUCACUGAACAGAGGGCAGAACGCUGGGUUCGAGGUUCA
This is a messenger RNA of Hemibagrus wyckioides, 2223 nucleotides long. RefSeq names its product tubulin tyrosine ligase-like family, member 2 (gene ttll2). The transcript has 2 exons. Gene Ontology annotation, biological process: protein polyglutamylation; microtubule cytoskeleton organization. Gene Ontology annotation, cellular component: cilium. Gene Ontology annotation, molecular function: tubulin binding; tubulin-glutamic acid ligase activity. NCBI's taxonomy places the organism in Eukaryota, Metazoa, Chordata, Actinopteri, Siluriformes, Bagridae. The record is from RefSeq and is a predicted model, not a curated record. Bases 389 to 1966 code for a protein of 525 amino acids.